This is a messenger RNA of Aphanomyces invadans, 1648 nucleotides long. RefSeq lists its product as hypothetical. The transcript is spliced from 2 exons. The record is from RefSeq and is a predicted model, not a curated record. Lineage: Eukaryota; Oomycota; Saprolegniomycetes; Saprolegniales; Verrucalvaceae. Bases 1 to 1395 code for a protein of 464 amino acids.
AUGAGCUCGUUGAGCAACUUGGAAGUGCAACCGCUUGCGCUGUGCGCGGCGGCGCCAACAACCUCAGCUACAUUCGUGGCUUAUGUCCAUCAAAUCCACCAGGACAAGCUGAAGGACAAGAAGCAUUCUUCCAUAUGGAUAGGCGAUCGAAGUCUCCCUUACUUCAAGCUUCACGCAUGGUCGGACGACAGCACAGCCGUGGGGCGUCGACUCCAAGCCGGGGAUAUCGUGUGCUUUCAAGACAUUUCAAUCCGCUGCUUCCGUGGCAACAACGAAGCCCACUUGACGACGCAUUCUACGUACACAGUGUUCGUUCGGCAGAACCAGUUCCAAGACGUGCCGUCUCAACAGCAAUGCGUUCCAUUCUCUGUCGUCAUGCCCGUAGUCGACUGGUCGAAGGAACUGCAUGCAAGGGGCGUCGGAUUUGGCCAGCACGGUAGCGUCUCCACCGUGAGUCUCAAGGACUUGCGUGAGAACAUGCUCGUCCACAUUGUCUGCCGUCUCCGCCCGAUGCAUCCGCACGACGCAUUUCAAUCCACUUCUGCAGUAGACGACGACCCCAAGUUGUCUGCACAGCUCCGGCAACUUGUCAUGGUGGAUGGACCUGAUGACGGGAUGAUUCUGAAUGUCUGGCACGACCAUUUUGAUCUGCGCACCAUUGCGUUCCAUACCCUCGUCGAAGUCCGACACGUCGUCAUUUCGUACAACACGCUUCGUCACUCAUUGAUGGCCAACACGACGGGAGAGUCGUCCAUACUUCCGUUUCCGCACUCUCCAUGCGCCAAUCCGCAUGAGUCAAACGUUUCCUCCAUGCUGGCGCCGCUCGUCACGUGCGAUUCCUUCGACGAAGCCGCCGACAGCCUUGUCCACGGCCGUCUGGUCGUACGAGAUGUCGUAGUGGAAUCGCUGGAACUAUCGAUUGCGCCGUCCCCGUCGCCUUCCUGGCCAGUGGGUCUACUCAUUGAAGGCUACUGCGCUUGGUGCGAAUGCUCAUUACCUGAGCAGCCUCUGGAGGUCGUCCCGCGUCUUUAUGGCCCUUGCGUGAAUCGUUGCCAAGGGUCCAAGUCGUUGCGGUGGCGCUACCGCCCGGCGGUCAUGUACGUUCGAGAUCGACUGGGAAACACGACGCGUCUGCGCGUGCAAGACGCAGCCAUGCAGGCAUUGGUUGGGCACAUUCCAGCCGCCACGAUCGCCGAGAACCAUCCUAAAUUGACACCGCUCAUACAUGACGCGCGUGCAACCGUGCGGUUGUUGCUGCAAGCACUUGUCGAUGACCAACGCGCCGUGGACAUUCAAGUGUACUCGCAUUAUAUUGGCGGCGAUCGACACAGGAUUCGAUCGAGUCGCGACGCGAGGUAUUCGUUCGUGGCACUGCAUGCGACAGUAUGGCCUUGAAAGAUAUGGUGCGAGUGGAAGGCAGCGGUCCUGUGUCUCCGAUGAGAGCUGAUCUUGUCUAUCGGCAUAUUCUGUACCCAAGGCGGCAGAAGACUGCGAACGAAUCCAUCAAACACUUGUGGCGACGCAAUCGCCGAAGUGCCGUGGACGACGCUGGUUGUGGACCAAAUUAGAUGCGACGCUGUCCCGACGCCAAUUUUCAAACACUGCAUGGACUUUACAUCAAUUAACAUGGUUCGUUGUUGCCUCGCCG